CUGCCGCAGGGGGCCAGGCCCGGCUCGGCCCCUCGGGGGCGCUCUGCGGCGAAUUCCGGCCUCCAGGCCUGGUUCCCACCCGUGCCAAGUCCGUCCAGCCUCCCUUUGUUGUUCCAUCCCCGCGGCUGGUGCGUGACGGUGGGUCUUUCCCAGCCCCGCUGGGUCUCGGCGUCGGGGCGUCUCUUGCAAGGCUCUCCGUCCUUUUCUCUCUCGAGUUCUCGUAGGAGGAAUUCAACUCUGUCUCCCUUAAAACCGAUGAGACCUGCAGACCUUGGCUGCACGGCCUGCCGUGCAUUUGAUUUGCACUGACUGCACCAAGUCUUGCACUGCUUUCUGUAAACCGCCUCCGCCUCACUGCUUCAGUUUCGGUGCAAACGUCACCCAGGAGGACGCAUUUCAGUACGCCCUGCUUGAACCUGUCACUUUAACUUAGCACUUAGGAACAGGGACCUUGAGAAGGACAAAGGAUCAACACUUCUGAACAUCUCUGGGUUUUGGCAGUGUGUGGUAUGCACCCUGACCAUCAGGAAACACUGAAAAAGAACCGCGUGGUGCUGGCCAAACAGCUGUUGCUGAGUGAGCUGUUAGAGCAUCUCCUAGAGAAGGACGUCAUCACCCUGGAGAUGAGAGAGCUCAUCCAGGCCAAAGUGGGCAGUUUCAGCCAGAAUGUGGAACUCCUCAACUUGCUGCCAAAGAGGGGGCCCCAGGCGUUUGAUGCCUUCUGUGCAGCACUGCGGGAGACCAAGCAAGGUCACCUGGAGGAUCUGUUGCUCACAACCCUCUCUGGUCUUCAGCCUGUACUCCCACCGUUGAGCUGUGACUACGACGUGAAUCUCCCUUUUCCAGUGUGUGAGUCCUGUCCCCCUCAUAAGCAGCUCCGCCUGUCAGCAGAUACUGUGGAGCACUCCCUAGAUAAUGGUGAUGGUCCUCCCUGCCUUCAAGUGAAGCCUUGUACUCCUGAGUUCUAUCAGACUCACUACCAGCUGGCCUACAAGUUGCAGUCUCGGCCUCGUGGCCUGGCACUAGUGCUGAGUAACGUGCACUUCACUGGGGAGAAAGACCUGGAAUUUCGCUCUGGAGGAGACGUGGACCACAGUACUCUGGUCACCCUCUUCAAGCUCUUGGGCUAUGACAUCCAUGUUCUACACGACCAGACUGCACAGGAAAUGCAAGAGAAACUACAGAAGUUUGCACAGUUACCUGCACACCAGGUCACCGACUCCUGCAUAGUGGCACUCCUCUCUCAUGGUGUGGAUGGUGCCAUCUACGGUGUGGAUGGCAAGCUGCUUCAGCUCCAAGAGGUUUUUCAGCUCUUUGACAAUGCCAACUGUCCAGGUCUACAGAACAAGCCGAAGAUGUUUUUCAUCCAAGCCUGCCGUGGAGGUGCUAUUGGAUCCCUUGGGCACCUCCCUCUGUUCACUGCUGCCACCGCCUCUCUUGCUCUGUCUUUUACAGAUGAGACUGAUCGCGGGGUUGACCAGCAGGAUGGGAAGAAGCAUGCAGGACCCCCGGGGUGUGAGGAGAGCGACGCUGGCAGAGAGCAGCUGCUGAAGACACGGCUGCCCACCCGCUCCGAUAUGAUAUGUGGUUAUGCCUGCCUCAAAGGUACUGCUGCCAUGCGGAACACCAAGCGGGGUUCCUGGUACAUUGAGGCACUCAGUCAGGUGUUCUCUGAAAGGGCUUGUGACAUGCAUGUGGCCGACAUGCUUGUUAAGGUGAACGCCCUCAUCAAGGAGCGGGAGGGCUAUGCUCCCGGCACGGAAUUCCACAGGUGCAAGGAGAUGUCUGAGUACUGCAGCACUCUGUGCCGUCACUUCUACCUGUUCCCCGGAUACCCGCCCACGUGAUGCCACCUCUCAGGACCAUAGGAGGCACAGUGGAGCCUUUUCUCUUCAGGACGCACCAUUUUUGUUCUGCCCUCUCAGGGAUGCGGAAAUCUCCCAUGUCGGUUUCCUGUGCCAGUCAUCUCUGCCUGGGGAUGAGACUUGAGGACAGCUCCUCCUGGGUGACUCUUUCUCCCUGUACAGCCGGCUCUAGAUGGAUUUGUUGCCAGGAGUGUUAGCUGCAGCCAAAGAGCUGGCAAGUGACAUUGUGAAUGCAGUAUCGUCAUGGGGUGAGGGCAUGCUGAUUGCCCAGUACUUGUAUUUCUGUCCCUAGGGCUUUUUUUUUGGUGGGGGGGGGACACUUUGGUUAUUGCUUUUAUUGCAUUAGUUAAGGUAUCUCCGAAAUUACCUUUUUCUUUCUUUGUUUGUGUUCAUAUCCCUUUAAUGUCGGCGUUUCCUUGUGGCUUGAAGAGGCACAUGGGCCUGGGACGCUCGCUUUGCCUCUGGGCGGAAGUAUGUGUGCUGCUUGCAGGUCCCGGGCAAGCGCGUCUUCUCAGCUGUCCCGUUGCUUCCUUCGGGCUCAUGCACUUGGUCUGUGAGCAGAGCGGGGUUCCGCAUGCCUGGCCUCUGACAGUCUUAGAGAUCGCCCUUGGUCUUUCUUUGCCUGAACUGUUACUGAAACGGGCCUAGAAGUGAGCAUCAACAGAAGAAAGACAAGGUGACAGUCACAAAUUCCCCUCACUGUGGUCUCUUCCAUGCAGUCUAGACGUCUACGGAGUGUUAGCCAGUACCUCCUGCUUUGGUCCCCCUUCGCUUUGAUCCUGUUCACCGCUUCUGCCUAGUCUCUCCUCCACUGGAGGCGUGCUGCAGUGCUUUGCCCCUAUCUUUAGCUUCGGUGGAACCCCUUUGCUUUCUGGUGGCCUUAUUUCCCUUUCUCACAUCUCAGCCUGAGUGAGGAUGUUAUAGACAUGCUACUCCUCUUCUCCAGAAACCAUAGUCUCUGCUUUCAGGAAACCAAGCCUUUUGCAUUUCCAUUCUUUCCACCUCUACUGUCUUCUCUUCAUACCAGUAGUUUUUAGCUGAUGGUGUCACUCUCCUGUUUGGGACAUUUGGGCUUCUUAGCUACAUCUCAUAAAAUCCAAAUUCCUUACCCUGACUUCUGUGAUAUGGCUCCAGUCUUCCCCUUGAAUCUCAUUAAGUGGUGGUUUCUCACUGUGUUCCAGCCCUUCUGCUUCUCAGGUGUUCUGAGCUCUUUGUCCUACUGUUCUCUGGGGUGGCAUCAUAUUCUGCAAGUCUGUGGAGGCCUUCCCAGACCAGUCUGUCUACAAACAGCCUUCAGCCUUCGUGAUCUUUGCACCCUGUCAAAGUUUCAUUGUGCUCUUGACUUGUCCAUUGUCGUCCCCCCCCCACACACACACACAGACUGUAUGCCCAAGAGAGCACAGUCCCUGGCUCUCCUACUUACCACUGCGUACCCUGUGUCUGACACAGCUAGAUUUUUGGUAAGUGUUUGCUGAAUGAAGGAUGGAUGAAAACAGCCAAUCUUAGCUAGAAUCCUUCUUUUUUUUUUUGUCAGAUUUUCCCAUUUGACAAUAUACAUAGUUUAGUAUUUUUACUCAUGCUUUAGGUGUUUUGUUCUUUUUUCUCCUCAUGCUUUCAUUUUUUGUAUGGACCGGUUGUUUUGUUCUUAUUCACUGGGUUUGGGGUGUUUGUUCAGCUCCUUGAACACAUACCCGACGUACUUCACAUCUCCUAUGGUGCCUAGCAACAUGCUAGGCCUCCAGUAGUUGCGGUGCUCAUUUGAUUUGGUUUGAAGACUUGCUGCCGAGUCCUGCCUUUGGGUUGGUAUAGGAUGGAGGUAUUUGAGUGGUAGAACUUCUCCACUUCCCACUGCCAAGAUUUUGUAUUUCCAUCAGGUGCCAAAUAAAUGUUCAUCUUUGCUGCUGC
Messenger RNA from Jaculus jaculus (lesser Egyptian jerboa), 3770 nucleotides. RefSeq names its product caspase 2 (gene Casp2). Lineage: Eukaryota; Metazoa; Chordata; Mammalia; Rodentia; Dipodidae. Gene Ontology annotation, molecular function: cysteine-type endopeptidase activity. Gene Ontology annotation, biological process: regulation of apoptotic process; proteolysis. The transcript is spliced from 12 exons. The record is from RefSeq and is a predicted model, not a curated record. Bases 510 to 1847 code for a protein of 445 amino acids.